GCCGUCUCACACUGACCUCCCAUCAGUUUCCACCCCCCCAUUGCCAAAAGCGGAGCUCGAUGAAGUCCGUUUAUCCGACGACAGCCGGUCUCAAGGUACCCGAGAAUGCCUGCCCAGCUCUGAUGACGCUUCCUGUCACCCAGCCCGUCCGAUGGAAGAAGAUGAUGCCUGCAGCCAGUCAGGCGACAGAGUGGGCCAGGAGAGGCUGUCUGUACCUAUAAGAGAGCAGGACAAAGGCAUCAUUGAUCACACCCAUUCUCCUUACCGCAGAGCGCCGGCCUCUCAGUUGGAGACUCCGCCCCCUGUCCAUAGGAAAGCCCAUAGGAAGACGAACAGGAGGAAAACCAGUGAGUCCUCGUCCUCCUCGCAGCGCCCUGGAGGUCCAGGCCAUGGCCCCCGACCCCACCUGACCCCCACAGACCACAGGCCUGGUCCAGGUGAGAGGCCCUGGCUCACCUGGCAGAGGGAGAGGAGGGAGGCCCACAGAGAGGAUGCAUUCUCCUCAGGCCACACGGACCCUCUGGACCAGACCAUCGAGGAGGUGAUUCAAAGGUGCUGUUAUGGUGCCAUUUCCUGCCAAGAUGAUACAGAUAGCUUCCAGCUAAGCCUCCCUGUUUCCAUGGAAACACAGAGUGAAGACUGGGACUCGCCUGUGCAGGUGGUUUUGCAACGAGCGCAAACUCUCAGUGACACACCUGCGCAGGUGAGUCAGGCGGAGGGGCGGGACCUCUGCCAUCUGAUGGAUGCGCAGGUGGACGUGGAAGAUAGAGUGUACUCACAGCAGCUGCACUUUGCCCUCCACGGGCCGGGUGACGGGACGGAGGAGGGGUUCUGGACCCUACCCAUCGAGGAGGUGAGGCCCGCCCCGGAGCGUAUCCCAGAAUCCUUCAGGGGGAAGACCUGGACCCAGAUCCAGCAGGAGGACGAGGAGAAGGUGGAGAGGCUGGUGAGACAGUUCAGGCGCGGGCGCUUCAUCUGCUACUUUGACACAGAGUCCCUCGCCAGGUAUGGUAGGCGGAGCCAGAAAAUGAAGGGGGAUGCUGAACCCGAGGAGGUGGAGCCAGAUGCAGGUAUGCUACCCCUGCUGGACCCAGACGAGGGGGACUAUGUGUAUAUGAGGAGAAGGAGGGGAAGGAGGCGGAGCUUCAGACUGGCAUCAAGGUGUCAGGUGGUGAAGGUCAGUCACAGCACUCAGACAGUCCGAUUGGUCGUUCCCGCCGUGCAUCAGCUAUCCCCUGAGGCCCCACCCAUCGACUACCCACAAGCCAAUCCAGAGGCAGCUGAGAGGACACCUGUGCCGACGUGGCGUUCUCUCCCUUCGUCGUACUCCAGUAUCAUCACACCUGUACAGCCACGCACUUCGCUGGUCUACCUACUCUCCUCCCCAUCAGGCUCCGCCCCCACCCGAGUGUCAGCGUUAGGCUCCACCCACAAACGCUGCAGAAAGAAACGGCGCCCGCUGGAGCAGCAGGGGUUAAAGGUCAAAUACAAACGACUUCCUGUCCGGUUCUACGACCCCGCCUCCAACCGUAUCCUCAAGAACCCACCCAGAGGCCUCCUGUGGCGCAGAGGCUCCACCCCCUCUGGGCCACCACCGCCCUGUGUUCGUCAGCUGUUCAGGAGUCUGAGCCCGGACCUGAACACCGAUAGAACUCCCACAGAGGUGAAAGGUCACAGCAGCAGCCUUUUGCUAAGCACGCUAAGCAGGGACUCUGCUCAGUCCGACAUAACUCAGGCUCCGCCCCUCAACAGGCUGUCAGAGAGCAGAAGAGGGGCUAGAAGGGAGAGGGCACUCCCCCCACCCUCCCAGAUACAAACCAGGGGUCAGGCCACACCCCUUCACCCAAGGAGGGAGGGGCUGCGCCGGGCUGGACCCGGCAGGAAACCCCCAAUCUCUGCAGGCCCCGCCCCCUUACUGUCAUCACGCAGGAGGAGGGGCCGCAGGUCGCGGCGAUAGCUGAUUUUCAAAAUGAAGUCUUAUUUUUCAUGAAACCUGAUGGUGCUGGUUAUUGAUGGGUUAUUGAUCAGUUAUUCUUGGAUAAUGUAGCCUUUAAUUAGGCUGUUAGAAGUGUAUGGAAGCCUGCUGGUGCCAAUUUUAAAAUAAAAACUGAAUCCAUUUAUCAUUUUUACUGUGUUUGUAGUACGACUUGCCUGUCCAGGUGUGUUUUAAAUGCCAGGUUUGUUUUGGCCAUAAUGAUGUUUUCAAAUCUGAUUGUUUUAAAAUGUUAAUUUUUAAAGUUAAAAAUCGAAAUAUAAAGUUUAAUCUGUCCAUUUUGAAGAGCUUUUAUUGUUUUAAUUUAAUUAUUUUAAAGUUUUAUUUGGGAAGCAUUGGAGUAAAAAUUAUGAAUGGAUUUUAUUUAUUGUGUGUAAACAAAAUUCGGAUGAAAUGUUAAAAAAUAUGACAAAAGAAAUUUCAUGUUUUAUUUAAAUUCAUGUUUGUAAAACCACAUGAAACAUGACGACUUGAUGAUGAUCCUGGCAGCUUCACGUCUCCAUAGAAACACGUUAUGUUUUGGUAACUUUUCUACAGGUGAACUUUGAUACUUUUUGUAUCUGUGCAUUUAUUUAAUGAUUAAAUAAAGUUUUCUAAGCUGGACGAAUCAGCUGGUGAGUUUG
Haplochromis burtoni (Burton's mouthbrooder) is the source of this 2616-nucleotide messenger RNA. It is a transcript of the gene zdbf2, whose product is annotated as zinc finger, DBF-type containing 2. Gene Ontology annotation, molecular function: zinc ion binding; nucleic acid binding. The record is from RefSeq and is a predicted model, not a curated record. NCBI's taxonomy places the organism in Eukaryota, Metazoa, Chordata, Actinopteri, Cichliformes, Cichlidae.